Peronospora farinosa is the source of this 1146-nucleotide messenger RNA. The record is from the annotation of a GenBank genome assembly. NCBI's taxonomy places the organism in Eukaryota, Oomycota, Peronosporomycetes, Peronosporales, Peronosporaceae.
AUGGAAUUCCCCAAUUUGUCAGAUACUUUAACCGAUAGUGAUCUAAUGGAGAUGAUAGAGACUACUGACCAACGAACGAAAAGCCGUCUUCGAGCCAAGCGUUUAUACUAUAAAAAGCGGAACGUGAUUAACGAUCUUCAAUGCAACGUAAACGUCUUGGAGGAAGAAUAUAAACGUUUGCUAGCUAUUUGCCACGAACGAGACGCGAAGCCGACGUCAGAGGCUAGUACUCCUGACUCCAGCCAUGCCAUCCAUCACGCGUACGUGCAGUUGACACAAACGAAAAGCGCGUUGGUCAAAGAGAACGAGGAUUUGAAACAUCUUCAUUCUAUUAAUGUGGAGAUGGAGAGACAGGUCAAGCAACUGAUUACAGCUCAGAAGAAGGCUUUGAUGAUGGCUGAACAAGAGCAAGAACAUAAACGGAGAAAUCCUGUGCUUAAAGUGAAUCCGCUUACACAAGACCAGUGUGCAGAGAUUGCGCGGACAUCAUACCGAGAGAUUAAGGCGUUUCGAGAGAGUGACACGUGUUUUUCGACAGGAACGAGUGUGUUGGGCUGGCGAGAUCGACACGUUUUGCGUCAGAACAAACUCAUGUUUUCACUGGAAAAGACUUUUCACGGCCGGGCAAUGGACAUGAUGGCUCGAGAUAUCUGGGACAUCCUGUCGUUACCAGAACCAAUUGUGAUCAUGCGUCCGCGUGACGCAAAAGUGCACUUUCAUGUCGUGCAGCGACUAAAUGAGGACGCGGUUGUUUACUACUAUACGCUAGAGCGUGAAGACACUGACGUUCGGAUCCGUGCGUUCAUCUUGGCCAUGCGAGUUGACCUCGGACCAGACGGGUGCAUGGUGAUUCUACGCAGCUUGGAUCCGAAGACCUACCUCCAGCACGACGGCGACUGCACAGCACCAGUGCGCCGUGGACGCCGGAAGAUAGAGCCUCAAAAAGAGAAUUUCUGGCUUGAUGUCUUCGUGUGGAGCUUCUAUGAGUAUGCGGGUGAAGGACUUGACGACUGUAAGCAAACCUUUGGUGGCGAAAUCGAAGGCACAGCGCUCGCGAGCACAGGCUGGUGGUCUAUUGAGAUACUUGAGAUGGCUUUGCGCAUGGAAAGUCGAGGGAGUGGAUUUCGGGGACUACUCCGGUGGUGA